Molecule: messenger RNA, 507 nt
Organism: Linum trigynum
Lineage: Eukaryota; Viridiplantae; Streptophyta; Magnoliopsida; Malpighiales; Linaceae
Source: the annotation of a GenBank genome assembly
AUGAGACAUGAGCGGACAGAGGAUAAACAACUGACUGGGCCGCAUGAACUGUGGUGUCAUAAUCGUCCAACAUUUUGGGAUGAUGGCGGACUCAGUCGCCGCGACGAAGAGGAGCAGCCUGAUCCAGCAGGGGAGCCUCAGGGACAGCGCGCUGAGCUGGUGACAAAGGGGACGACGCUGGGCCAGGAGAAGCCGGGCCGGAUGGACCGGUGGGCUGUGCUGGGGAUGAAAAGGAGGACGUUGGGCCAGGAGAGGCUUGGUCGGAUGGGCCUGCGGACGAGCUGGCAGACAGUCUUGCUGACGGACCUGCUGACGGGCUGGAGACGGGCCCAGGUUCUGGAACAUGGGGAGCGAGCUCGGACUCAACUGAAGUGGAGCCUAAGCCUCGAGAAGAACUGGGAUCCAAAGGUGGAUCCACAAGGGGUGUUGACGAAAAUAACACUGGGUCAGGGAACUCAAAAUUUUCUAGGGGAACCCAAUGAAGACUUUGCUGAUCAGGGGAUCUAA